ACGCGCAGGCAGAGCCGGCGUAUUUCUUGGUGCCGCCCCGGCAAAGGCCGCGUAGAGUGGAGCUGCUGCCGGAGAUGCCUAACGGUGUGUUCUGAGGAGCGGCCAGCGGCGCGAUGGAGCGGGCCAGGGACCGUUUACACCUGAGACGGACCACAGAACAGCACGUACCAGAGGUAGAAGUCCAAGUCAAAAGGAGAAGAACAGCCUCACUGAGCAACCAGGAGUGUCACCUGUAUCCAAGGCGAUCUCAGCAGCAGCAGCAGCAAGUACCUGUGGUGGAUUUCCAGGCGGAACUGAGACAGGCAUUCUUAGCUGAGACACCAAGAGGUGGUUAAAGCAGUAUUGGAACACACAGGCUCCAUCUACUAUUCGAAGCUUCCGCCCCAGCUUGCGUUGUUUGUAGGAGAACCUGCAUCAUACCUUUAUCUGUAGCCUUCCCUUAGGUCUUAAGGAUCCUGAAACUUCCCUGUGGACAUUGGAUUUGGUGGAGCAGCAA
Messenger RNA from Balaenoptera musculus (blue whale), 496 nucleotides. It is a transcript of the gene SNURF, whose product is annotated as SNRPN upstream reading frame. The coding region runs from base 114 to 335 and encodes 73 amino acids. The transcript is spliced from 4 exons. Gene Ontology annotation, cellular component: nuclear speck. The record is from RefSeq and is a predicted model, not a curated record. Lineage: Eukaryota; Metazoa; Chordata; Mammalia; Artiodactyla; Balaenopteridae.